AUGAAGGUCACUCACACUUAUCAGAAAUACAAUCCAAAGGCUGCGUAUGGGAUAAUUGCUAGCGACUUCACUAAAGUUAGCUAUGUUUCUAAUAAGAGCUGUAAGUCGGGUGAACUCUGUCUAUGUGGAGCCGGUGAAUCAGCGAUUAUAUGGAAACCACGUACAUCAGAAAAAAUUCAUACUUUUACAAGGGAUACAGGAUGCCAUCCUAUUUCAUGUCUCAAGGCGUCUGAUAUUUCAAGUCUGGAUCCGCGAGUGGCUAUAGGUUACUCAGAUGGACUUGUUAAUAUCUUCAAUAUGAAUACUGGUGAUAUUGAGGCUCAUUUUCGUGCUGGGCGUUCAAGAGUCACAUCUAUGGACUUGAAAAAUGAUUUACUUGUCUGCGCUGCGGAUUCUGAAAUAAAUGUUUAUGACAUUAUUUCUGGGUCUGGUACUAGAAUGAAGGGACACCACGGUAUCAUUACUCAAAUGAAAAUAUUGAAUGAAAGGAAAACCUUAAUUUCGAGUGCACAGGAUAGUUUUAUAAAAUUUUGGGACCUGAAAACUCAACAUUGCUUUGCGACCUUGACAGGACAUCCAGGACCGGUAUGGGAUUUCGCGCUCACUCGUUGUGAUGGAUUGCUUGUUAGCGGAACUAAUGAUCAAAGCCUUCGAGUUUGGCAGAUAAAAUAUAUAAGUGAAAGUGAUUCGCUUGCGGCACAUAUCGACAAAAGCACUUCAACUUCCAAUGAAACAUUAACUCCCUUAAGUGAACCUCAGUCUCAAAUCGCCAUACAAUUUUCGGGUUGUGUCCAGCGUUCAGGAGUUCGCCGAGUCCACUGUUUGGUUUUCGAUCCUACUGGAACUUACUUAUUGUGUCAGUCUUUUGAUCGAAAUGUGGAAAUAUUUCGACUCUUGAAUGAGGAGGAAAAAGCUAAAAGAUUACGUAAAAAGACCAAGAAAGCUAAAGCAAAAGGCUUGGAUUUAUCUAGUGUGGUUCUAGAAGCAGAAGAUGAACUGCGUCCUAUCUUGAGAAUUAAUCUGUCAGCCAAGCCUGCUAGUUGUGACAUUUUGGCGCCGCGUUUAAUCAGUGAACAUGAAUCUCAGAAGCAUCUUGUUCGUAUUAUCUGCUCCCUUAAGAAUAAUAUGUUGGAAGAAUUACAACUGGUAGUUCCUUUAUCUCCAUUUAAAAGUCCGAUAGUCGCUUGCAAUUUUACUAGUGAUAACCUUGGAGUUUUCACAUUAUCCCAAACGGAAGCAAAACUGUGGAGUAGACGUUCAACAGCAUGUCUAGCUACGUUAGAAUGGAAGAAUCAUUCAAACAGCAAGCAUAAUAAUUCAGAUGAACCAUCCUCAAGCAAUCCAUUACCUAAUAAGGCAUCUUCAAUGGUACUUGCUCCAGGUGAUCGUCAUGUAGUCAUUGGAUAUGAGACUGGUCAAUUAAUUUUAUUCGACUUGACUUCGAAAUCAGUAGUUCAGAUUAUCGAUAAAGCUCAUACUGGUGCUGUAAGAAGUAUUGCUGUAACCGGAGAUAAGAAAAAGAUUAUAUCCGGUGGAUCUGACAAACAAGUGAGGUUCUACGAUUUUAGUUUAAAAACUUCUGAUAAUGGCAAACCACAUCUCUUUCUUGUGGAAAGCUGUCCUUCAAAAACUGUCUCUGACCAAAUUAGUUGUUUAGCUGUUUCACCAAAUAAUCGACUAGUGGUUGUUGCUUUGAUGAAUUUUCAUGUGGAUGUAUUUUUCACUGAUUCUUUCAAGCGAAUACAUUCACUUUAUGGUCAUUCUGCUCCAGUAACCAGUUUGGAUAUUUCUUCUGACAGUCGUUUAAUUAUAACAGGCAGUACUGAUAAAACAAGACGAUUUACUUCACAUUCAGAACCUAUCACUUGUGUUCGAUUCAUUCCACAUACUUCGCUGGCUGUCUCUUCCGAUAAAGGUGGUCAGAUUAAACAGUGGGAUAUUAAGAAGUUCCGUGAAAUUACUACCCUUAAGGGUCAUAACGGUAGCGUAACUUCUUUGGCUACAACGAUUACUAACACAGCUCUUUUGACCCAAAAGAAAACACCUAAAUUGGAAAAAACACGCAAAUCACGUGCACGGAACAACCAAGACGAAGGAAGCAAUGAUGAUGAUAUGGAUGAACUAUGGGGAGGUCUUAUUUUAUCUACUGGUCAAGAUUUCAGCAUAAGAAUAUGGGAGGAAGCUGAUGAACUUCUGAUUUUAGAAGAAGAGGAACAAAUUGCGCGAGAACAGGAGGAGGAGGAAGAAUUGGUUCGGUCAGAAGCAGUGAUUCCUGGAGCAAUGCCUUCAGAAGCUAGUGAAAUUGGUCCUUUAGGCCGACCGACCGGUAAUACAAGAGAUGCUGCUGAUAUGUUUAUGGAAGCAAUGGACAUUUAUGAAGAAGAGAUAGUCAAACGUAAAAAUGGAGCUAAAAACACAACACCACAUCCUCUAAUGGUUGCACGUGGAACAAAUUGUCCAGAGAAAUUUCUACUCAAAAGUUUAAUGGCUCUGAGAGCACCGUAUUCUCGUUUAGGUGGUGGUGGAGCAGGUUUAGAACAUGCACUGGGCGCUUUAACUAGUGAACAUGUUCGCCGUUUACUUCCUAAGUUAGCGGAUUGGUUAUCACGUGGUUGGGAAAUAGAACUUGUUGGACGUUCAAUUCGUCAUUUAGUAACUCUACAUUUUGGUCUUGCAAUAUCAUGUUCCGAGCUACGUGACGCAAUCCGUCAGUCAUCUAAGGCUAGGAUGGAACAGUUAGUCCGUGCAAAAAAUCUUAUCGGUAUGAAUUUAGCCGGUUUAGAAUGUUUAGCUAGAAAAUUAGAAGAGAAUCAACAAAUCGAUCUAUUCGAUGAAUUAAUAACAACACGAGAUAAACGAAUCAAAAAACACAAAGUUAAACAAGCUCGUUUAAUGCCGUUACUUCCCGAUUAA
Schistosoma mattheei is the source of this 2913-nucleotide messenger RNA. Lineage: Eukaryota; Metazoa; Platyhelminthes; Trematoda; Strigeidida; Schistosomatidae. The record is from the annotation of a GenBank genome assembly.